AUGAUGAAUGGAUGGCUGGGCCAUAAGCCUUUAAAAUUCCUGCCAGAUGAGGCCCGGAGCCUGCCCCUGCCCAAGCUGAAUGACCUGUGGCUUGUCUACAUCGGCCUCCUGGACAACCUGAUACGGAAGAGACCUGUGAUGAAAGCAGGCUUGCAUCGCCAGCUUUUAUAUGUUGCUUCCUUUUUCUUUGCUGGAUAUUUUUAUUUAAAACAUCAAGACUAUUUGUAUGCUGUGAAGGACCAUGAUAUGUUUGGGUAUAUAAAACUACAUCCAGAAGAUUUUCCUGAAAAAGAGAAGAAAAGUUAUGCUGAAAUUCUUGAGGCAUUCCAUCCAGUGCGUUGAAGUCUUCAAAAGGCUCCUUCCUCCUCACGACAACCUGACUAUUUUCUGAAUUUUAUGGGAUAUCUUUCUGUGACAGUGAAGUUUAGGUUAAUAUGUUAACACUGUAAUUAAAAUAGUUAUUAUGA
Molecule: messenger RNA, 467 nt
Organism: Arvicanthis niloticus (Nile rat)
Lineage: Eukaryota; Metazoa; Chordata; Mammalia; Rodentia; Muridae
Source: RefSeq, a predicted model, not a curated record